UGCAUCCAGUUUCAUGUUUAAAUGCGUGCGUGAAGGUUGAAUAUAUCGAGAGUGCGAAAUACAAAAAGGAGCCCUGGUCCCCCAGCGUAGCAAAACCCCCGAGAAGUGGGUCAAAAUUAUACGGAAAAACUAAAUGAAAACAACAAACGCAGCAAACAUGAAUUAAAAUUGUUGAAACCGCACAGAAGCAUACGCACAACCGCGCGCAUACAUAUUUUAAGCACGCACAACGCUGUUCAAAUAUAAAGAAAACUUGAGAGUGUCUCGUUGACUGCCAAGGGCCACGCCUACAACGCUGUUGCCACUUAUCGUAACGUGAUCUCAAUACAGAACAAAAUCUUAUGAUGGAACUCUUGUCAAACAAUACGGUUCCACAACAAAUGGUCAACAGUAAUGCGCCAAGCGCGGUCGGCGCCGUCGGAGGCGGCAGUGGCUCUGGCGCUCCCAAUGCCGGCGUCGGCGUUAACGGCGGCAGCGGUAGCGGCAGCGGCAGCAUCAGCAGCAACGCCAGCAACUCAUCGGAACGACUGCUCGCCGGCAUACUGGAAUCAUUUCCCGCCUGGGAUCUCAAUGUGGGACUCAUGCCCAAUGUGGGCGCAGCCAAUGGUUCGCCGCCUCGCACGGAUUUCUUUAUCAAUAACUUCUUGGGCGGCCUGGACACACAUGGGGAUCAUUUUGGAAUCGGACCGAUCGGAAGCGGCGCCUCGCGUCACUCGAAAAUGUCCCCGGAGUCGUCGAACAACUCGAGCAUCAGCUGUGGCUGGUGCGAGGUGAGCGCCUCGAUCCGUUGCUUGGAGUGCAACGAAUUCAUGUGCAACGACUGCUUGCGCGAGCAUCGCAAUAGUCCAUUGUCCUCGAAUCACUCGAUCGUCUCGCUGCCGACGCCGAUUGGCGCCUCCCCAACUGGCGGCAGCUCGUCGAAUGUCCAAACGCCAUCGAGCAGCAACUACAUAUGUGAUAUACACAAUGAGAUGCUGCGCUACGUCUGCGACUACUGUCGCAAGUUGGUUUGCCAAUUUUGCACGCUGCACGAGCACAAGGAGCACAGCUAUGCCUCGAUACAGAACUUCAUGAUCGGGUCCAAGGAGAAGCUGGAAGGCGCCAUCGAGAGCAGUCAGGUGGGCACGCGCUGCAUCAAGAGCAGCAUCGAUAAGGCGCUCGCUUUCAUACGCCUCAUCGAGCGCAAUUGCAGCGAGCUGAGCGACAACAUCCGCAAAGCAUUCCGACAGUUCAUCAUCGCCAUCGAAGAUCGCGAGCGAUUCCUCUUGGACUUCGUGGAGAAGCUGCGCCAGCGUCGUCUGGCCAUACUGCAUGACCAGAUGGCGGGCCUGAAGUCAGCUCUGGCUGGUCUUUCGGAGACAUCGGACAUGCUCAGCAAGGUGGCCGAAAAUGCGUGUAGCAUGGACCAAAUCGAGUUGGCCAUGAAGCUGACCAAUGGCCAGCGACAGAUGGAGCAAUUCGCGGGCAUCUACAAGGACUUGCAGCCCAAGCAGGAGGUGUUUGCCUUUGCGCCGCCCGACUACAGUCUGCUGCAGGACAUACGCACACAGGGCGGCGUUAUCCUAGUGGACGACAAGAACAUGCCCAUUGUCUCGAGCAGCAAUGGCAUCGUGGCAAACGCCGCACCAGCUGCGGCUCCAACUGCGGCCAACAUUGAUAUGGCCUUUGGCCUGACCAGCUUGGCCAGCAAUGGAGCCCUGAACGUGGCCUCGACCACUGUGCGUCGUCCCUUGCUCCGCGACAACAGCUUCCGCAUACCCUCGCCGAUCAUGCAGCCGGCUAGAGUGGGCAGCUCCUGUGGCAUGUCCAGCGCCGCUUUGGACUGGGAAUUGAACGGAUUGCGCAGCUCGCCGGGUCUGCACUUCAGUGCACCGCGCACCACGCAGGCCAUACCGGGCUGCAUGGAUCUGGUGAAGGUGCGCAAUUCGAACGCGCUCUCACUCUCGUUUGCCACCGAGGGCCAUGAGGACGGCCAAGUGAGUCGUCCGUGGGGCCUGUGUGUGGAUAAGAUGGGGCAUGUGCUCGUCUCGGACAGACGCAACAAUCGUGUUCAGGUUUUCAAUCCGGAUGGCUCGCUCAAGUUCAAGUUCGGACGCAAAGGUGUUGGCAACGGUGAAUUCGAUUUGCCUGCCGGCAUCUGCGUCGAUGUGGACAAUCGCAUCAUCGUCGUCGACAAGGAUAAUCAUCGUGUGCAAAUCUUCACAGCCAGCGGCGUCUUCUUGCUCAAGUUCGGCAGCUAUGGCAAAGAGUAUGGACAGUUCCAAUAUCCAUGGGAUGUGGCUGUGAACUCGAGACGCCAAAUUGUGGUCACCGACUCCAGGAAUCAUCGCAUACAGCAGUUCGAUUCCGAGGGACGCUUCAUACGGCAAAUAGUGUUCGAUAAUCACGGGCAGACGAAGGGCAUUGCCUCGCCGCGAGGCGUUUGUUACACGCCCACGGGCAACAUAAUCGUGUCCGACUUUGAUAAUCAUUGUCUAUAUCUAAUCGAUCCGGAUAUUAAUGAUAUUUUGUCUGUGAAAGGACAUGAGGGCUCUGGCUUUCAUGAGUUCAAUCGCCCCUCGGGUCUUUGCUGCGACGACGAGGGUCGUAUUAUAGUCGCCGAUUCCAAGAAUCAACGCAUACUCGUCUUCAAUCAAAAUCUAGACUUUAUGUGGGAUAUUGAAGUGCGUCCUUCUAUCAAUCCCUUAAUGCCACCCACAUUGGAUGAAAAGGAUCGCACCUGCGAUGUGGCUUUAAUGCCAGACGGACGCAUAGUCUUUCUCAUCGAGCUAUCGCCAGACUCCAAGGAAGGGUCUAACCCUUACAAGCGGUUUGUGCACGUAUUCUAAAACCUAGUUUAUCAAAAACAAA
Drosophila navojoa is the source of this 2850-nucleotide messenger RNA. RefSeq names its product tripartite motif containing 71 protein wech (gene wech). The record is from RefSeq and is a predicted model, not a curated record. Gene Ontology annotation, molecular function: zinc ion binding; protein binding; ubiquitin protein ligase activity. NCBI's taxonomy places the organism in Eukaryota, Metazoa, Arthropoda, Insecta, Diptera, Drosophilidae. Gene Ontology annotation, biological process: proteasome-mediated ubiquitin-dependent protein catabolic process; protein polyubiquitination.